Alligator sinensis (Chinese alligator) is the source of this 3414-nucleotide messenger RNA. It is a transcript of the gene SEZ6, whose product is annotated as seizure related 6 homolog. Gene Ontology annotation, biological process: regulation of dendrite development; synapse maturation. Lineage: Eukaryota; Metazoa; Chordata; Crocodylia; Alligatoridae. Bases 1 to 3414 code for a protein of 1137 amino acids. Gene Ontology annotation, cellular component: endoplasmic reticulum; dendritic shaft; neuronal cell body. The record is from RefSeq and is a predicted model, not a curated record. The transcript is spliced from 16 exons.
AUGCUCUCCCACGAGGCUGAGGCCGCCUCUGCAGCGCGCUGGGGUCUAGUGCUCCGGGCCCGGAUUGCACCAUUCAUCAUCGUCGUGGCCGGGGAAAUUGCUGUGCAAAUGCAUUUGCUCCGGAGGGAGAGCGUGGCCAUCGACGUGUGCUGGGCGCGGCACCCGGGGGCAGGGGGGCUGCAGCCCGAGGUGCCCAACGCGCUGGCCCGCAAGGGAGCGGGCAGCUGGGAGGAGGAGCCGACAGUGCUGCCCACGCCGGACGAGCCCGUGGCCGAGGCCCGCUUCGUCACCACGGCCCCCCCGCUCGACCUGCUCAACCACCACCCGCUGCUGGAGGACUUCCUGCGGGACGCCCCCCGCCCAGGGCCCUUCCUUGGGGGUGCCCAGCGCCCCGCCCCACCUGACCCACCCGAGCCACUCGCCCCGACGCCUGCACCCAGCCUGGCACGCCCGGAUGAGCCCCCGGCCUUCCCUGAGCCCAGCACGCCCUCCGCCCCCACGGCGCUGAUGGGCAGCAGAGCCGAGGCUGGGGACAUGGAGGGGACACCUGAAAUGGCCAGGCCGGUCUUCACCACGGAGCUGCUGGCCACGGCCGUGGGCCCCGUGGUGCCGUGGCCAGAGCCACGUGCCACCGUCCCCGGGCCGGUGCGCACGGAGCCCCCGGUCACCCCUGCCCCAACCUUCUCCCCCACCGGCCUGCUGCGCCCAGGCCCCGCCACAGUGCCCAGCAGCCCCCCCACCGCCUCCAGCCCCCCAGCCCUGGCGGUGCCCCCCAGGCUGCCCGGCCCAACUCUGCCCCAGGCCGUGGAGCCCCGGACAGCGGUGACCCCCAGCGCCACGGCUUCUGGGGAUGACGAGGACACCACCAGCACUACCCUCAUCACCACCACCACCAUCACCACGGGGCCGGCGCCAGCUCCGUGCGCCUGGAACCUCACGGGCCCCGAGGGCUCCCUGGAGUCUCCGGAGCCGCCCGGCCCCAGCUCGGGCCCCGAGGGCAGCCUGGACUGCACCUACGCCAUCUCCGUGUACCCCGGCUACGGCGUGGAGAUCAAGAACAUCAGCCUGCUGGAGGGGGAGGCCGUGACGGUGGAGACGGUCGGGGGCGCCGAGCCCGUGGUCCUGGCCAACGAGUCCUUCCUCCUGCGGGGCCAGGUCAUCCGCAGCCCCAGCAACCAGGUGGCCGUGCGGUACCAGAGCCCCGCGCCCGCCCGCGCCGGCGCCUUCCGCUUCCGCUUCCAAGCUUACGUGCUGAGCUGCCGCUUCCCCUCACGCCCGGCCUAUGGGGACGUCUCGGUCACCAGCCUGCACCCGGGCGGCGAUGCCUACUUCUCCUGUGCCGCCGGCUACCAGCUGCAGGGCCCCCGCGCCCUCCCCUGCCUCAACGCCACCCGCCCCUUCUGGAGUGGCAGGGAGCCCCUCUGCGUGGGUGAGUCUGGGCGCCGGACGGGGGACCCAAAGGCUGCCCCGUGGCCUGGGUGCCCGUGGCGCCAGGGCGGGGGCAGUGGGGGUGUUGGGUCCAGCCCCCCAGCGGCACGUCCCGUUGCAGCGGCCUGCGGGGGUGUGAUCCGGAACGCCUCCCUGGGGCGCGUCGUCUCGCCCGGCUUCCCCGGGACCUACAGCAACAACCUGACCUGCCACUGGCUGCUGGAGGCACCGCCCGGGCAGCGCCUGCACCUGCACUUCGAGAAGGUCUCGCUGGCCGAGGAUGAUGACCGGCUCAUCAUCCGCAACGGGAACGGCGUGGAGGCACCGCCGGUGUACGACUCGUACGAGGUGGAGUACCUGCCCAUCGAGGGGCUGCUCAGCGCCGCCCGCCACUUCUUCGAGGAGCUCACGACCGACAGCAGUGGUGCGGCCGCCGGCGUGGCCCUGCGCUACGAGGCCUUCCAGCCCGGGCACUGCUACGAGCCCUUCGUCAAGUACGGCAACUUCACCACCAGCGACGCGGCCUACGCGCUGGGCGCCACCGUGGAGUUCAGCUGCGACCCCGGCUACACGCUGGAGCAGGGCUCCGUGGUCAUCGAGUGCGUGGACCCCACCGACCCGCAGUGGAACGAGACGGAGCCGGCCUGCCGAGCUGUGUGCAGCGGGGAGAUCACGGACUCGGCCGGCGUCGUCCUGUCACCCAACUGGCCGGAGGCCUACGGCAAGGGCCAGGACUGCAUUUGGGGGCUGCACGUGGAGCAGGACAAGCGCGUCAUGCUGGACAUCCGUGUGCUGCAUGUGGGCACAGGCGAUGUGCUGACCUUCUACGACGGGGACGACCUGACCGCCCGCAUCCUGGGCCAGUUCACGGGUGCACGCAGCCGCUUCAAGCUCUACACCUCCACGGCCGACGUCACCAUCCAGUUCCAGUCCGACCCCGGCAGCUCUGUCUCCGGCUACCAGCAAGGCUUCGUCAUCCACUUCUAUGAGGUGCCGCGCAACGACACGUGCCCCGAGCUGCCCGAGAUCCCCAAUGGCUGGAAGACCACAUCUCACCCCGAGCUGAUCCACGGCACCGUGGUGACCUACCACUGCUACCCGGGCUAUGAGAUUGUGGGCACCGACUUGCUCAUGUGCCACUGGGACCUCACCUGGAGUGGAGACCUGCCCACCUGCGAGAGAGUGACCACGUGCAGGGACCCAGGAGAUGUGGAGCACAGCCGCCGCCUGGUCUCCAGCACCAGGUUCCCAGUGGGCAGCACCAUGCAGUUCGUGUGCGACAAGGGCUACAUCCUGGCGGGCACCGCGCUCCUCACCUGCCACGACCGCCAGGCGGGCGGCCCCAAGUGGAGCGAUCGCCUGCCCAAGUGCACCCCGGAGCUGUAUGAGCCCUGCCACAACCCGGGCAUCCCUGAGCACGGUGCUCAAGCCCCAGAGAAGAGGCUGUACCAGGCCGGGGCCACCCUGCGCUUCUCCUGCACUGCGGGCCACGUGCUGCUGGGGGAGGCGAGUCUGCGCUGCGUGCCCGGGCACCCCUCGCAGUGGAGCAGCUCCCCACCGCUCUGCAGGGCCGCCUCCUACGAUGAGUUCUACAGCAAUCGCAACCUGGACGUCGCCAAGGCCAUGCCUGCGGGGGCUGCGCUGGAGGGCACUAACGUCGCUGUCGCUGUUCUCCUGCCCGUGGUCGCAGUGGCAUUGCUCCUGGGCGGCAUUUGCCUCUACUUCUCCAGGCUCCAGGGGAAGCCGUCCCUGCAGCUGCCGCUCUCGGGGUCACACCCCUACGACCACAUCACCGUGGAGUCGGCCUUUGACAACCCCACCUACGAGACCGGAGGCGCGCUGGGCUUCGGCGACGCGUGCAGCGUCAGCAAGGAGAUGUUCGGGGCGGGGGUGCCGUCUGGACUCCACGAUCCCUUCCGGUUCCGCGCUUCGUGGCGGCUGUUAGGACCCCGCAUGUCGGAGUGGGAAGCUUUUGUGCCGGCUUAG